Messenger RNA from Orbilia oligospora ATCC 24927, 5766 nucleotides. RefSeq lists its product as uncharacterized. Gene Ontology annotation, molecular function: DNA binding; ATP-dependent chromatin remodeler activity; ATP hydrolysis activity. Lineage: Eukaryota; Fungi; Ascomycota; Orbiliomycetes; Orbiliales; Orbiliaceae. The coding region runs from base 1 to 5766 and encodes 1921 amino acids. The record is from RefSeq and is a predicted model, not a curated record. The transcript has 6 exons.
AUGUCUAGAUUAGACAGGCUUGUCACUUUGCUUGAGACGGGGUCAACUCCCCUCGUCAGAAACACAGCAGCCUCUCAGCUAGCUGACGUUCAAAAGGCCCACCCUGAAGAAGUUUUUAAUCUUUUGGGUCGGGUAAUACCUUAUCUGCGUUCUAAAAAAUGGGAUACUCGUAUGGCGGCCUCUAAGGCCGUUGGUGGUAUUCUAGAACACGCUGAUGUAUGGAAUCCGGACAAGACACAUCCUGUCUUUGAUUCAGUUGAUGAUGUCGUCAAGAAAGAAGAGGAUGACUACGCGUCCACCAUAAAAGCCGAGAAUGGUACCUCCUCUUCUGUCGCCGACAAAGAUCAACUUGAUUUUGAAACCUUUGAUAUCAAAUCCGUGAUAAAAAACGGUACCAAGUUACUCGGUAGUCUGGGGAAAGAAUACGACUAUUCCUUAGCCGAUUUAGACCCUGCGGAGCGUCUACAGCGUCAAAAACAGAAUGUACGGAACACUCUAGGAAUGGCGAGUGAGUAUCUCGAUGAUGAUCUUGUCGAGGAGAAAGACUUCGCAACUUCUGGAGCUCACGGUCUACCUCAGACCCCUCGGAUCGACACCAAUGUCAGCAACUUCCCCAAAUCUAACGCUGUGUUCUCUCCUGUGGUUCAUUCCGCUAUGUCCCCUCGUGAACCUCCUCUUUCAGCUGGACCCCAUAACAGCAAUAGCGACGAAUUAGCAUUAAGCAAGCGCCAGCAGAAUAUGAUGAAGCGAAAGGCAAAGCAGAAUGCUAAGAGUCACGCAAAUAAGGUCAGGGUCGUUGAUCUUUCUACGCCGGCCUACCGACGUCCCAGCUCUGAUCCUCAAAUGCUAGAUGAUCCUACGUCUACCCCACACCCGGUAAAACAGGAACAGGGUACUGAGGGCACACAAGGAGCCGCAGACUAUUUUAGUCUAGAUACACAGACUCCCCAGGAUGAUGGAAAGAUUGUCGUUCAGCAUAAAGGUCCAGCCUUACCUCCGUCUUCCACGGUUCAGGUCGAAGCUGAUGAUACUGUCUGGCCGUUCGAGCGUCUGGCUGAUAUCUUGCUUGUUGACCUCUUCGAUCCUUCGUGGAUAGUCCGUCAUGGUGCCGCUAUGGCGCUUCGGGAUUUAGUCCGAUUUCAUGGUCAUGGUGCUGGCCGUAUCCAAGGAAGAUCACAGAAGUUUAACGAUAAUGCAAACAAACGAUGGCUUGAUAAUAUUGCUUGUCGUAUGUGCUGUAUAUUUGUUCUCGACCGAUUUAGUGACUAUGCUGCGGACAAUGUUGUGGCCCCAGUGCGAGAAGCUGCGUCCCAAGCGCUUGGUGCUCUGCUGAAACAUAUUCCUCAGGGCUCAGUUUACGAAGUUUACAAAAUACUGCGUCGGAUGGUGAUGCAAGAUGAUCUGGAUAUAUCACAAACGAUAUGGGAAAUUUGCCAUGGCGGCAUGUUGGGCCUCAAAUAUCUCGUCGUAGUUCGAAGUGAUUUGUUUGUCGAAGAGCCGGACAUCCUAGAUGGCGUCGUUUCAGCCGUCAUGAAAGGUCUUCGGGAUCAUGACGACGACGUCAGAGCCGAGAGCGCAGCUACCAUGCUCCCUAUUGCUGCAGAAUUCGUAUCAUUGCGUCCUCAUGCCGUUGACGACCUUACAAGUGUUGUUUGGGAGUGUCUCUCGCAUCUGAAAGACGAUCUGACGGCCUCGACUGGGCACGUUAUGGACUUGCUAGCUAAGCUUUGCUCAUUCCCCGAAGUGCUCGAAACUAUGAGAAUGAAAGCAGAAACAGAUCCUUCACAAUCGUUUUCCCUCCUCGUUCCACGUCUCUUCCCCUUUUUACGACACACAAUCACAAGCGUUAGAAGUGCCGUCCUUCGAGCUUUGCUCACUUUUCUAGGCAUCCAGGGGUCCGGUAGCCGGGGAUGGGCUGACGGCAGAGCUUUGAGGCUCAUCUUCCAGAACCUGCUUGUUGAACGAAACGAAGCAGUACUUGAGUUAUCAUUAAACCUAUGGAUUACAGUAGUUCAAGAGUAUGCAAAAGAGGACGCGUAUGCGUUUAGCUCUCAAUUCCGUCCCCAUGUCGACCCAUUGCUCACACUCCUUAUGACCCCAAUUGGUAUCUCUCGCAACCCCUAUCCUAUGGAUAUGUCUCUCUUCAUUAAGCCAUCGGGCCAGACGUUCCUUCAAACAAUGCGGCCGCCUGUAAGGGAAUCUUCCGUCGUUGAGGAGAAACCAGGUCCCGGAAGAGGCCGCGGUCGUAAGAAGAGUACAAAGUUUGAGGAUAUACCUCCAACUCAGGUCCCCUCACACAAUCUUGAUGGUCACAUCAUGCAAGGAGAUGUCGAUUUAGUUGGGCAUGAUAUUAUCAUGAAAACAAAGAUAUCCGGAGCAAAGGCUCUCGGCAAAGCGAUGAGCGUCUGGCCAGCCGAGACAAUGGUAGAAGUGUUCUCUACUACUAUGACAAAUUACCUUCGAUCACCGUACUCGUCAACUCAACUGGUAGCUGCCAUGAUGAUCGAAGAGUAUUGCAAGCAUACCACGUCAGACAACCCCCUCAAAGAGAUAUUCAUGCGCGAAGUUGAAGAUCUUCUCAAUGGAGAGAGGCCUCCGGUGUAUAGAGAUUUGGUUCCGUACAUGAAAAUCGUACGAUCGCAGUGCCAUAACCUCCUCAAUACCUUUAUCAACGUCGGCAAGAUGAAUCCUAGCAAGGCUCCUACCCUUGCUGUCGUUGUUCAAGGUGAGGCAGACGCAGGACCCGAGUCAUUUAGUCUUCUACAUGCCGAAAGAGUCGUUGAAGAAGACUACAAUCGACUCAAGAAGGCUCUACCUUCCGGUCAGCGCAUCCUCGCUACAGAUGCCCUGACAGAUGCCAAGACCCAGGCGCUUUCAGCAAUUGAGGAAGCAAGGAGUGCGAAGGAAGUUAGAGAUAUCCGCAUAAUUGCCGCAGGCGCCGGUGCCAUGAUUGCAGCCCAGAUCCUCCCGAAGAAAUUGAAUCCGGUCAUCAGGGGUGUCAUGGAUAGCGUCAAAUCGGAAGGAAACAUCGACCUGCAGAGGAGGUCGGCCCAUGCGGUUGCUGUACUCGUGGACCUUUGUUCACAACGGGGGCGUGCUGCUGUUGCUGAUAAGCUCACAAAGAACCUAUGCUCAUUCCUCGUUGUCGAUACAUCCGAAACCCCUGAGUUCCAUAUCAAUGAGAGCCUUGAGCUUUCAAUACUGUCCCUCAAGAAGGAGGAAGACAGGAAAGACCAUGCCGACCCCACGAAAUUUGAACGAGAAUCGAAACUUGCUCGUAUCAAAAGACGGGGGGCUAAAGAAGCUCUCGAUCAUUUUGCGCAGGCUUUUGGCAAGGAUUUGUUCGUCAAGGUCCCACGCUUACUCGAAUCUAUGGAACAAUCUCUCGUUGCCGGCUUCAAGGAGGAUCAACUACCAGAAUCGAUCCUCGACAAAGAUAACCUUCUUGGACAAGAGAUUAUUGAUGGCCUCUCCACUAUCCGAGCCCUGCUUCCCAAAUUCCAUCGAGACUUGCAUUCUCAUAUCAUAUCUCUUUUCCCUUACAUCAUAAAGGCUCUCCGUUCAAGGUUUUCCGUUCUCCGAUAUGCAGCUGCGAAGUGUUUCGCCACUAUUUGUAGCAUUAUAACUAUUGACGGGAUGAAAACCAUGGUUACUGAUAUCCUACCCUCGAUAUCAAAUGGCCUUGAAAUAAGAACAAGACAGGGUAUUAUCGAACUAAUAUACCACCUUAUAUCCGCGAUGGAAACAGAUAUUCUCCCAUUCGUCAUUUUCCUUAUCGUUCCCGUUCUUGGGCGAAUGAGCGACUCGGAUAAUGAUAUCCGACGUCUCGCCACCACUGCGUUUGCUACUCUAAUUAAGCUUGUCCCCUUAGAGGCAGGCAUUCCGGAUCCCCCAGGAUUUCCCGAAGAGCUCCUGAAAGGGCGUGAUAAGGAACGAAAAUUUAUCGCCCAGAUGCUUGAUGUUCACAAAGUUGAACCUUUUCAUCUUCCGGUUGCCAUUCAGGCCGAGCUUCGGUCUUACCAACAGGAAGGUGUCAACUGGCUGGCCUUUUUGAAUCGUUACCAUCUACAUGGUAUUCUCUGCGAUGAUAUGGGUCUUGGAAAGACACUCCAAACAAUCUGUAUUGUUUCAAGCGACCAUCACUUGCGUGCUGAAGAUUUUAGCAAAACCCAGAAUCCCGAGUCAAGGCAAAUCCCUUCUUUAAUCGUCUGCCCCUCCACGCUUUCAGGACACUGGCAGCAAGAGAUAAAACAAUAUGCCCCCUUCCUCACCACCUUGGUUUAUGUUGGCAACCCUUCAGAGCGUUCAGAGUUGAGAAACCAGCUCGGCUCAACGGAUAUUGUCAUCACUUCAUACGAUAUCUGCCGAAACGACCUCGAACAUAUUUCAAAACAUGACUGGAAUUAUUGCGUCCUCGAUGAAGGACAUAUCAUCAAGAAUUCAAAGGCAAAACUCAGCCAGGCUGUUAAGAAAAUACGUGCGAACCACCGUUUGAUCCUCUCUGGUACACCUAUCCAAAACAGUGUUCUAGAACUCUGGUCCCUGUUCGAUUUUCUGAUGCCUGGGUUUUUGGGGACUGAAAAGGUCUUUAUGGAUCGUUUCGCGAAACCAAUCGCAAACAGCCGUAAUAGCAAGAGUUCCUCGAAAGAACAGGAAGCUGGUGCCCUCGCUAUCGAGGCUCUUCACAAACAAGUUCUCCCUUUCGUUCUUCGACGUUUGAAGGAAGAAGUUCUUGAUGACCUGCCUCCAAAGAUCAUCCAGAACUACUAUUGCGAGCUCAGCGAACUGCAAAAGCAGCUAUAUCAAGAAUUCUCAAAGAAGCAGAGUAAAGAUCUUCCCGGUACAGGCGACAGUAGCAAGGAACAGAAACAACAUAUCUUCCAGGCUCUCCAGUACAUGCGAAAACUUUGCAAUUCGCCUGCUCUAGUUUUGAACGAGAAACACCCUAAAUACGCCGCUGUUCAAAAACAACUCGCGCAGGAUAACACUUCUAUACGCGAUCCUCUACACGCCCCUAAACUUUCUGCUCUCAAGGAUCUACUAUUAGAUUGUGGAAUAGGCGCAACGGUUUCUGCCAAGGAUGAUGACUUCGCAGUGGCUUCUAACGCUAUCAGCCAACAUCGAGCUCUUAUUUUCUGUCAGCUGAAAGAAAUGUUAGAUAUUGUUGAAAGUGAUGUUUUGAAGAAACUGCUUCCGACAGUGUCAUACUUGAGAAUGGACGGAGCUACCGACCCGAGAUAUCGGCAAGACAUGGUUACGAAGUUCAAUAGUGAUCCUUCGAUUGAUGUUCUUUUGCUUACAACCCAUGUUGGAGGUCUUGGUCUGAACUUAACGGGUGCCGAUACUGUUAUUUUUGUGGAACACGAUUGGAAUCCUCAAAAGGAUAUGCAAGCCAUGGAUCGCGCCCACCGUAUCGGUCAGAAGAAAGUUGUAAACGUCUACAGGCUGAUCACGCGUGGAACGUUGGAGGAGAAGAUCAUGAAUCUCCAACGAUUCAAACUAGAUGUUGCUUCAACGGUCGUCAAUCAACAAAACGCCGGCCUUGCGACCAUGGAAACCGACCAAUUACUUGAUCUGUUCAACUUUGGUGACGCUGAUGUUGGCGAGAAGAAGGAUAAUAGGGACGGAGACGAGGUUAUGGAUAUUGAUGGAAACCCGAUCAAGAAGGGUACGAAGGGUAUCUUGGACGACAUUGGCGAACUUUGGGAUGAGAACCAAUACGACGAGCUGAACUUGGAUAGCUUCAUCGCAACUAUGAAAUCUUAG